Pygocentrus nattereri (red-bellied piranha) is the source of this 2109-nucleotide messenger RNA. It is a transcript of the gene krcp, whose product is annotated as kelch repeat-containing protein. The transcript is spliced from 13 exons. Gene Ontology annotation, molecular function: protein binding. The coding region runs from base 166 to 1776 and encodes 536 amino acids. Lineage: Eukaryota; Metazoa; Chordata; Actinopteri; Characiformes; Serrasalmidae. The record is from RefSeq and is a predicted model, not a curated record.
CAGUCCUGCAGUGGCGCGACUUUCAGAUUCGUGACUCGCUUUGGCGGGAGACGCAGCGGCUCGAGCAGCUCCGGCUGAUGGUCGUUUCAAACGCGUUCUGUUUUACGACGUACCGCGGUGUUUUGUUUCUAGUUUAUCUGCACAACGACUCUGGAAAGCCAACAAAUGGAUGAGUUCGGUGUUUACGCCGUGUUUGGACCACGAGAAGAAGCGCCUCGGCGGAUUGUAGAUGCUAGUAGACCUGGAAAGAGUACCGUUGCAGUGAAACCAGGUGUCCAGCAGAUCGUACUCUUCACCAGAGGAAGAUGGGACAAGUGCACAAGUGUGACAGUAGAGCUCAGUGAUGAGAAUAAUGUCCUUAUCCUUCUGGGCAAAUUAACACCAUUCAACAAAUGUUUCUCCUGGGAAUUAUGGGAGGAUGGUGCAUGGUCUAAUGGGGCAACAUUAACUGUCCAGCUUGAGGGGGUUAAAAGUGAACCUGAUGCAGCGCUUACUAUUUCACGGAAAGAAUACACUCCAGAGUGUAAUUCCGCAGAUCUUGUACCUCAAGGAGGCGUUGGCAAAAGGAAGCGAUCACGAGGUGAGGAGGAAGAGGAAGACAAAGCCAAAGGGCAGGAGAAUAUUUGCCCGAAUGCCUCAGAGAAGGCGACACCACACAGGCGAGGCAGGAACAGUCUCCGUGCGGGACAGACCCGCCUGUUCCCACGGAAAGAAGAGCAGAGUACCACUCAUACCUCUCAGAACCCUAGAACUAAGGCAAAGCAAUCCAAAACCCCCACACAGACUGCUGCUGUGGACAGUCCUUCAGGUCGCUGGGGCCAAACGCUCUGUCAAAUUGACCCCCAGACAGCUAUACUGAUUGGAGGGCAAGGUGCCAGGAUGCAGUUCUGUAAGGACCCCAUUUGGAAGCUGUGUACAGAGGACCUGUCAUGGGUGCCAGCAGAAACUUUGGCAGAGGGCCCCACACCAGAGGCCCGGAUUGGUCACACAGCGACCUACGACCCAGAGUCAAAGCGGAUCUUUGUGUUUGGCGGCUCUAAGCAUAAGAAAUGGUUUAAUGAUGUCCACAUUCUGGAUACACAGAGCUGGCGCUGGACUAUGGUGGAGGCACAAGGUAAAGUUCCUCCUCUGGCCUAUCACAGCUGCACAUUGUUCAGGGGAGAGCUCUUUGUGUUUGGAGGGGUAUUUCCCCGCCCCCACCCUGAGCCUGAUGGCUGCAGCGACUCUCUCUACAUCUUCAACCCUGAAAUGGCCAUCUGGUACCAACCUAUUGUCAACGGAGACAAGCCUGCUCCACGCUCUGGGCAUUCUGCUUGUGUGAUGCAGGGCAAGAUCUUCUUUUUUGGAGGCUGGGACACUCCUGUCUGUUUUAAUGACAUGUUUCUACUGGAUCUCUGCUUGAUGGAGUUUUCAGCAGUGCAAACAAAUGGAUCCGCUCCCUCACCAAGAAGUUGGCAUGGCUGUGCUGUCCUGUCUGAUUCCUGUUUCUUGGUCCAUGGAGGCUACAAUGGGAAUGAUGCAUUGAGUGACACAUUUAUCUUCAACACAGAUACAAGCUGCUGGACCUCACUGACACUCCCUCAGCUAACAUCAGUGCCACGAGCUGGACAUUCCAUCAUCACCAUGGCAACAGCAUGCACGAAGGAUUCCAGUGAUGAGCAGGACGAAUUUUCAGAGUCUUCCUCACAAACCAUGCUCAUAUUUGGGGGAGGAGACAAUGAAGGCAGCUUUUUCUCUGACUUAAUCACCAUGCCAGUGAAGGAUGUGUGUGAAUAAGGCUGAAUGAUUUAAAUGUUUUGUGUGUUUUUUUUUUUUGUUUUUUUUUUGUGAAUUGUGUGUGUGAAAAUUAGCCCUUUGGAGUCUGUUGCCCACUGAGUUGAAUUCAUCUCUGUUAUGAAUGGAAUAGUUGAGGUUGGAGGUGGGUGGAUCCCUGGGUGUUUCAAGUAGAAUAACUGGCUGUAAGUAGAAUAAAUACUCUGGAAAACCAAAGUGGCUUUUCUGAUCCUGUUCUGGUGACAACAGCUUUAAGACAUUUGUUUCAUUCAAGUCUGCAAAUAUUUCUUUUCAAAUGUGUACAUAAUCAUUAAAAUAUCAUUUUAGUGUGUAAAA